This is a messenger RNA of Drosophila innubila, 2026 nucleotides long. RefSeq names its product stabilizer of axonemal microtubules 1. The transcript has 4 exons. Gene Ontology annotation, molecular function: microtubule binding. Gene Ontology annotation, biological process: microtubule anchoring. Gene Ontology annotation, cellular component: ciliary basal body; sperm flagellum; centriole. NCBI's taxonomy places the organism in Eukaryota, Metazoa, Arthropoda, Insecta, Diptera, Drosophilidae. Bases 244 to 1728 code for a protein of 494 amino acids. The record is from RefSeq and is a predicted model, not a curated record.
CUGUAUUAUCAGUACAAUCUGUAUAUACUUCAUCGUUGUAUGUAAAAGCAAAAUUUUUUAUAUUUCUUUCCAAUUUUCGGAUGUGUUAACUAUACAACAAUUUAUUCUGAGCUCUGAGCAAACAAAAUUAUUUCCUUUAACAAUUGCCAAGUCCUUUGAGAGUUCCAACACUGGGAUUAAAAGUAAAUUUGACUAAACAGAUUAAAUAGGAAAACAGGACUUUAUUUUGAUUAUUAGCUAAGGAUGUCGGGCGAUUGCAAUGUAUGUCCCACUUCGUGUGAUCCUUGCCAGGCGCCCGUUGAUUAUCCACCAUGUCCGGCUGGCGCCACUUGUCCGCCAUGCGAUUGUGGCGACUAUUCCGGCUGUUGUUAUCAGCAGCCACCACGUACUCUUCCCAUAAUUCCACAGUCUCAUCUGAUGAGAUCGAAUGCUCCACUUGAUACGAAUACAAUUUAUUCGCGUUCCUAUUAUGCGAACUGUGGUGAUAAUCUCCGCGCACGUCCAGUGCGUCCCUGUAAUCACAUCAGUGCCAACACGGCGCCCAUGGAGAAGUGUACGGUUCAGAAGUUAUCCUAUAUGCCGCCUUGUCCGGCUCAGCGCACAAUGCCCAUACUUCCGGCGGAGAGCGGGUUACGUUUCGAGGGUCCCAUCUAUGCAAUGACCUCGCAGAAGCACGACUAUGUGCCCAAGGGGAAUGUGAAGCGGGCCCCCUGCCUGCCACAUGUUGCCAUCUGCACUUCAACAGCGCCCAUGGAGCGUUGCACCAUCCAGAAGUUGAGCUACAUGCCAGUGGAUGUUUGUCAGAAUCCACCUCCCAAGUUGAUGAAACAGGAAUCCCAUUACUGUAAGCCUGUUGGCCCAAUGGAGCGUUGCUCCGUCCAGAAAUUAUCCUACAUGCCGGUCUGUAUUCCGCCCAAGGAGCCGAUGCCGUGGGCCGACAAGGUGCGCUGUGUGCCGCCAAAUUAUCAGAAUAUCUGCACCACAUACAAUCUCAGCUAUAUGCCCAAUUGCAAUGCCGGACGCACUGCACCCAUGCUCCCCAUGAACACUCUGCGUUUUCUGGGCAACGAUGCCGGUGCCGCCAGCACAGUCUACAAAUUAAGUUAUAUGCCUGUGGAUGCAUCUCGAACUAAACCCAUGCCCAUCCUGCCGAGGGAUACAUUCCAUCGCGCGACAGGACCACUCGAAAGAUGCUCCGUACAGAAGCUCUCGUAUCAACCCAAUUGCACCGAGCGCACUCCUCCAAUUCGUCCUAUGGAGAACGGUCUUCGCUUCGAUGGACCCAUGUAUGCGAUGACCACACAGAAGCACGAUUUUGUGCCCAAGCCGCAUGUGAGACGUGCUCCCAUCAUGCCCCUGACUGCCUUUUGCCGUCCCAGCUGUGCAAUGGAACGUUGCACCGUCAACAAGUUGUCCUAUAUGCCAGUGGAUGUCACCUGUUUCCCACGUCCCGAGCCUGUCAAGCCACGCGAGGGCUUCUGUCGCAACAACGGGCCCAUGGAGAACUGCACCACCUACAAGCUGAGCUACUUGCCCAACUGUGUGCAGCCCAAGGAGCCCUUGCCCUGGGCACGCUCUACAGCCUAUUGUCGUCCCAGUGGACCCAUCGAGAAGUGCACCAUUCAGAAGCUCAGCUACGGGCCACCCGGUGCCUUUCAACGUUGUGGAGGUCCUUGCGGAACUGGACCUGCCGAUGCUGGCUGUUAUCCAAAGGCUGGCAUUUGUUGAUGUGGAAAUACCUUUUGAUUGCUCUCAAACAACUUGUUGUUCCUUCGUCCAAUACUUGUUUUAUAUUAAGUGUUUCCAAAUUCACAAGUUCAUCGUGAACUUCACUCUGCAUUUGUCCUAUACACUCACCACACACUCACAUAUUCAUUCACACACUCGUUGCAGUCUCCAAGGCACGCACACUAACGCAUUUUAUGUUCCUAACACACAUACACAUCAAGUUUCUGGCUAAAAUUCCAAUAACGUGUCUUAUUAUUGAAGAUGAUCUUGGUAAAAUUAAAGUCUUACAUUAAAUACA